CCUCUCUCCCUCUCCCUCUCUCUCUCUCUCUCUCUCUCUCUCUCUCUCUCUCUCUCUCUCUCUCUACUAUAUAUAAAACCCAUCAAAUUACAUUAACAGAGACAAUAAGUAAAGACUAGCUACAAGUCUUUAGAACAAAGCUUCAACAUCUUUACAUAUUCUCUUUCUCGAUCUUCUUCCUCUCCAUGUCUGAUGAACCUAAAGAUCAUGUUUACUACCAUGACCUGUUCCAAGACAAUCAACAAGCGUACAAUCAAAAGCCUGCUUCCAAUAUUGCCGGUUCAUCGGCUUACAAUUCGGAGGGAUUUGAUCAUCCCUCCUACAUAAGCUUCACAGAGAGUUUGCAAGCACCCAUGGACUAUAAUUCAUUGGCAAGCGCCUUCGGCUUGUCACCCCCAUCCUCCGAAGUGUUUUCUUCCAUUGAAAGCAACCCGAUUUAUAAGCCGACGGAAGUCGGAGAUUUAGGUGGCAGCGGUGGUGGUGGUGGAGGAAAUGAUAUUCCGGUGACUCCCAACUCUUCCAUCUCUUCCUCUUCGACUGAGAUUGGCGGCGAGGAAGAUUCUGGCAAGAGUAAGAAAGACAGGCUGCCAAAAGAAUUAGAAGAUGGAGGGGAAAGCUCUAAGAAAGUGAGCAAAGGAAAGAAGAAAGGAGAGAAAAAGCAAAAGGAGCCACGUUUCGCCUUCAUGACCAAGAGUGAGGUUGAUCAUCUGGAAGAUGGAUAUAGAUGGAGAAAAUAUGGACAGAAGGCUGUAAAAAAUAGCCCUUAUCCAAGGAGCUAUUAUCGGUGCACGACGCAGAAGUGUGGAGUGAAGAAACGCGUGGAGAGGUCAUUCCAAGAUCCUACGGUUGUGAUUACGACGUAUGAAGGUCAGCACAACCACCCAGUUCCCGCAACGCUUAGAGGAAAUGCGGCUGGAAUGUUCCCACCUUCCAUGUUCACACCGCCGACAGGCGGACCGACGGCCUUUCCUCACCAAGACCUCUUCCUUCAGAUGGCGGCGCCUCAAAUGAAUAGCCAAGGUAGUUCUGCAGGCUCCAUUUAUUCGCAGAAUCUUAGUAACCCUCAUCACCAGCAGUAUCAUCAUCAUCAACUUGCCGACUACGGACUAUUACAAGACAUAAUUCCUGCUAUGUUCUUAAAACAAGAGCCAUGAAUCUCUCUCUCUCUCUCACUCUCUUAUUGUAUAUACACUUACUAGUUUCUUAUAUGAUAUAUAUAUAUAUAUCUUCCUGACUUUCCUAGAAUAACUUACAUUUUUCUUCGCUUCUAGCUUGUUAUACUUAUGCUCGAUUUAGAAGUGAAGUUGAAUCUUUAGAUUGAAGGUAGUUUGCUUGAAUUGCCACGAUGGGAAAUGAAAUGUGUGGAAGCAGAUGAGGUUUGGUAGUGUAGUUAAGUAGUGGUUUUAGAAGAAAGAGACGUGCUUGUACUACAUAUAUAUUUAUUCGAUCUGUCCAAUCGGAUCGAUCGAGCUUGUAUCCUUAA
Messenger RNA from Alnus glutinosa, 1483 nucleotides. Its product is annotated as WRKY transcription factor 71-like. Gene Ontology annotation, molecular function: sequence-specific DNA binding; DNA-binding transcription factor activity. The record is from RefSeq and is a predicted model, not a curated record. Gene Ontology annotation, biological process: regulation of DNA-templated transcription. NCBI's taxonomy places the organism in Eukaryota, Viridiplantae, Streptophyta, Magnoliopsida, Fagales, Betulaceae. The coding region runs from base 186 to 1154 and encodes 322 amino acids. The transcript has 3 exons.